AUGAGCUCCAGCCUACUCAAGCCUAUUCCCUGGAACGACUCGUACGAAACUGGAAUCUCGACUCUCUCAACGUCCGCUGCACCAUCUUUCGCCACGUGCACUCAGAGCAGCCAAGAGGGAUACUGCACAGGCCCUGAAGAUGUCGUCACAGAGGUCGAGAAGGAAGCACCAAAAGCUGUCCGGUUUGAAGACACCGUUGCUGGCUGUGGGUACCCGGACAUCGAGGACCCUGUGGAUCCCGCCCGAAUUCUGGAACCCAAGGACUUGCGAAACCAACGCAUCUUCUUCUUCGCUACCGUGUUGUCAUUGAACCUUGGAUGCGCUGCUAUCGCCCUUUUCGCCAACGAGGGAAUGUUUGUCUUCGUCUUCAUCCUUUUCAUCAAAAGCAAAGACUUUCUGUCAGUCCUCAUCUCCGCCCUCGGGAUUCUGUUCCGGAAGAUCUACAGAUAUUUCACACCGUUGGCCCCAGUUCCUCGCCAGUGGAUACUCACCCUCAUCCCCGCGUAUUCGGAGAGUGAGGAACAAAUCGUCAAGACGAUAUUUUCCCUACGAGACAACGACGUAGAACCACACCGUCAAGUCAUGGUCGUGUUGCUGGACGGUAGGCACAGAGACGUCAAGAGCCAUAUGACCAGAGUCACCAGAGAGUUUGAGAGACCAUACAUCUCUCUAAAGCAUAAAAGAGGUGUCCUGCAAAUCAAAGCAGGCUUCAUGCAGGAUGUACCUGUCAUCGUCAUCGAAAAGGUCAAGAACAGCGGCAAGAAGGACUCGCUGGUUCUCUGCCAUGACCUUUUCAACCAUCCACGCCCCAACUUACCCUUAUAUACCCGGCUACUUAGAGAAGAGCUGUGGAGAGAUGUCCUUCCGAUCCUGACAGAAGGAGAAAAUUUCACAAAUUUUGACAUGGUCUUCUGCACCGAUGCCGACAGUACAAUCUACAAAGGCGCUGUGGCCUCAUUAGCCAACGCACUUGCGAGAGAUCAGGAUGCCAUCGCCGCCUGCGGCCUUGUAUUAGUUGAACUGGAACCCGGGUUUGAAUGGUCAUUCUGGAACCUUUACCAACAGUUUCAAUAUACAUUCGGCCAAUACGUUCGCCGGAGAGCCGAAGGUUUCAUUGGAAAGGUGACCUGCUUGCCAGGAUGCAUCACAAUGAUUGCGGUUCGCGAAGAGAUGGCCGGUGCCAUUCGAAAGUAUGCGGAGCCAAUCACAAUAUAUCCCGUGAUCCAUCAUCAAGUUCAAUACCUUGGUACGGAUCGGAGACUCACCUACUCGAUGUUGUCGCAAGGCAAGAAACUCCACACUCUUUUCGUUCCCGAAGCCAUCAGUGAAACGGUUGCUCCCCAGUCACUGCAGCACUACUUGAGCCAACGUCGCCGCUGGGGAUCAAACGCCUACUUCAACAACUACUUCUACUGGAUGGGCGAGAAGAUGAUUGUGAUCACGAGGAUCGCGGCGUCAAUCGAGGUCAUUCGGCUCAGCUUCGUCUACUACCGCAUCUUAAACUCGAUACUAUUCGUCAAAGGCCUUACAGAGAGCUUCAGUUUUAUCAAGAUCCUCCCUCUGCUGGUCGUCAGUCAGCUACCUACCGCUUGGUUUAUGUUCUGUGUGUUCUGCCUCGAGGACGAGCUGAAGAAGCGAUCACACAAAUUGCUCAUUGGAUAUUGUAUUAACAAGUGCAUCUCGCCGCUUAUAUCAAUCACAGUAUUCACAAAAGUAGCCAAAAAUUUGGGAAGCCAAGUUUGGGGUAUGAGUGGCGUUACAGCAAGUUCUGCACCUGCAGCUACUUCAGAAGCAGAACAGGCAGCAGAUCUCACGGCUGCCGAAAAGGGAGAAGCAGGGCCUCUAACACCGGGGGAGCAAGCCCAGAUUAUAGAGGACCGAUUGGACGAUCCCCACGAUGCAAUUCUCUGA
This is a messenger RNA of Lasiodiplodia theobromae, 1911 nucleotides long. Its product is annotated as Glycosyltransferase family 2. NCBI's taxonomy places the organism in Eukaryota, Fungi, Ascomycota, Dothideomycetes, Botryosphaeriales, Botryosphaeriaceae. Gene Ontology annotation, molecular function: chitin synthase activity. The record is from RefSeq and is a predicted model, not a curated record. Gene Ontology annotation, cellular component: cell septum; cell periphery. The transcript has 6 exons. Bases 1 to 1911 code for a protein of 636 amino acids.